This is a messenger RNA of Metarhizium brunneum ARSEF 3297, 1161 nucleotides long. RefSeq lists its product as uncharacterized. NCBI's taxonomy places the organism in Eukaryota, Fungi, Ascomycota, Sordariomycetes, Hypocreales, Clavicipitaceae. The record is from RefSeq and is a predicted model, not a curated record.
AUGGACGAACUGGAAAAGGACGCGACAAAUGCCAACGGUAUAAAACGUCAGUGUCUGGAUGAUCGAAAUACUAUCGACCACCGAAUCGCCCACUGGGUGAAGGAGGGCUCUUGGCCAAAAGAAGACCCUGUACAGGAAGUACAAGGGCAGGGAGACAACACGAACCGGCACCGGCUUGAACGUGUGCGCGCAAGGCCAAGGUCGACUAGCCGCAAACGAUCCGAGCCGGGUGCUUCCACGUCGUCCAUAGCGGCGAGCGAGCCUAAGUCGAGAGACGAGAAGAGCGCGCCAUACAGAGACGUUCGCUAUGAGUUCAAUCUUGAGAAAGUGGGAGUAUUAAUGAAGGACUCUGAACAAGGCAUAACCCAGAAAAGCCGUGAACUCUGCAAAAAGCUGCUCGAGCAAAAGCAGCUACCACCAAUAGAUUCGCUCUUCCGCGAUGAUUUAUUCGACGAGACGUGUCGGGACCUGCAGACAAGGAACGAGGCAAGAGUACUUCGUGACAUUGGUAUGUUGCUGGUUCCAUCGGCAGAGACGCUAAGAACACUCGGAGACAAAUCGCUUGGCAGCUUGAUCGAGAGCGUUAAUGAGAGCUGGAGCAACUGCAUCCCUCUUGACGCCACUCGACUCACUCCCGCUCGGCCACGGCCGGACUAUUCUCUCGGGUUCAGACGCGAGGCUUUUACAGAGGAGCAAUUACAAAGACUGGAACCAUUCAUUGGCGAUGUCUUCUCCCAGUCAUACUUUGCGGCUACAUACCGAAUGUAUUUCCCGUUCUUCGCUAGCGAGGCCAAGUGUGGGCGAGAAGGACUCGACGUCGCCGACCGACAGAAUGCCCAUAGCAUGGCAAUUGCGGUAACAGCCGUCGUGGAGCUUUUCAAGGCAGUUGGGCGCGAAAAGGAACUCGAUGGCGAGAUCCUUGUCUUUUCAGUCUCUCACGAUAAUGAAUCGGUCAGGAUUUAUGGGUGGUAUCCGGCCGUCAGUGUAUCCAAAACCACAAUGCAUCGGCACACGAUUCGCAAGUUUAACUUUACCGAGCUCGACGGCCGAGAUAAGUGGGCAACAGACACUUUUACCAAGAAUGUCUAUCGGGUGUAUAUGCCCGGCUUUCUGGACCUGAUUCAAUCUGCUGUAGAUCAAUUGCCGCAUGAGUCGGCAUGA